AUAAUGAAUGAUAAGAAUGAGGCAAUACCAUAAGAUCAAAAGAAAGUAAAAUAAAAGAAACCAUUGUUAAAUAAUAAAAUGGUUAAGAAACAAAAGAUGUAAAAUAAAAAGGAAGAGAAUUUGAGAGAAAUUUUAAAUUUUUAUACAAAUUAAGUAGAUGCUAGAAAAUUUUUGUAAAAAAUGAAAGCUGUAGUAGAUUCUCAUUAAUAAGAAAAGAAGUAUUAAGAUGAUUUUUUAAAUCCAAAUGAAUAUAGUGAGAUGUAAGAUAUAUAUGAAGAUUAUAAUAUGGGAGAUUUAGUAAUAGUAUUUCCUAAUCCUGAUGGAGAUGGAGUAAAAAAUCCAGCAAUAACAUAUAAAGAAGCUGAGAAAUUUUAUGAUGAGACUUUAGCAUAAAAAAAUGAUGAUGUUUCAGAAUCAUAAUUAAAAAAAGAGAAAGAAGCAUUUUUGUUAGCAUUUUUAAUGCUUGAUGAUUAUGUAGAUGAUAAAACAAGAAAGAAACUAAAAGAAGAAGAGGAAAAAAAGAAGAAAGAGAAGGAGGAAGCAGCAAAGAAGGAACAUAUAGAUUCUUAGGAGUAGGAUUCAAAAUCUCCACAUAUUGAAAAAUCAGAAUUAGAGAUUAGAAUGAAGAAAACAUAAUAAUUAAAAGUUAGUUCAACUCCAACAUAGACAAAAAGAGAGAGAGGAGGUGUAUCUUAACAUUCAUAGAAAGAUAAAACUGAGAGACCUAAUAAUACAUCAUUACAUUCUUAAAGAGACAAAGGAGAAGGUGGAAAUGUAUCAAUACAUUCUUAAAAAGAAAAAGAAAAAGAAAAUAAGGUUUCUAAUUAAGAGAAAUCUUAAACUAAAUAAAGAGAAAUAGAUAUUAAUUUGAGUGAUUUUGAAAUAGAUAUGGAUUUAGAUGAUUCUGAUUUACAUGAUGAUGAUGGAGAAGUAUAAGAAAAGGAAGAAGGUUAAGAUAAUGAAUUAGAUUAAGAAAAUUAAGAUAAAAAAAAGAAAAAAGAAUUAAAUAGUUAUGAAAAGUAUUUAUAAUUUAUGGAAAAGUAUAAAAAAAUAUAAUAAGAAAAAUAAGAAAAAUUUGAUAAAGAAGAAAAAGAAGCAUUAAAUAGAAAAUUAAAAGGAUAAACUUCAAAAAAAAACAAUUAAGAUAAAUCUAUAUCUGAUAAUGAUAUUAGCAUGAAUUAACUUAAUAAAUAAAAAUCAUAAUUUAAUCCAGAAGAUGAUUCUAAAUAUAUGGAUCCAAUUAAAGAACUUUUUAAAAUUAAUUUAAAUGAUCCUAAAUAAUUUACUAAAGUUAAGAAACAAGUUAAUUUAGGUAGAUAUUUAGAAAAAGUUAAAGAUGAAACAACAAAUGAAGAAAAUUGGAUUAGUAAUAAUUAACCACCUAAAGAUUUUAUGACCUUAAUUAGAUUUACUAUAAUAGAAAAAUUAAUGCGUAAUGCUUUUUUACAUUGUAGAUAAUUUAUAUCAUCAAAUGGAGCUUAAAUAUUUUUAGUAAUAAAAAGUACAAAAUAAGUAAUUAUGAGAUAAGCAUAAAAAGUUAAAGUUGUAAAAUAGGUUGAAUUAGGUUUUGCAGAUUUAUUUAGUUUAGAACCAGUUGAUUAUAAAUUAAGACCAUUUAGAUUAAAAAAAUAUUUGAGAUCAUAUCAAUCUAAUUUAGAAGAAGAUUAGAAAAUAUAAGCUAAAUUAAUAGAACUCAGUAAUGAAACAAAUAAGGAGGAAAAGAUUAUUUCUUUAACUAAUAUUUCUACCCAUUGUGAAUAAUUAUAUGACAGAAUAGUUUAAUGGAAACCUUUUGAUCUUAGAUUGAAUCUUAUUUUAAAACAAUUAGAAGUUGAUAUGAUCUUAAAACCUCUAGCUAUUGAUUUAAAUAUUGAUCAAAGUUAAGAGAAAGCUGAAAUAUUAAAUGAUGAACCAAUUUCAAUGUAAGAAUGGUAAUCCUAUUUUAUUUAUCUCGAAUGUAUAUUAUGUUUUGGAAAACAGAUAUAAUCAAUUAAAAAAAGUUCUUCUGAAGCAAAAGAAAGAUUAAAAGAAUUUGAAGCUUUUCUUUAUAAACUAGUUUUUAGAAAAGCUAUCAGCGAUGCUAAUGAACUUUGGUUUAAAAAAUAUAAAACUUUCUUUAAAGAUAUUACUAAUAAUCGAUCUAUUUUAUUUAAUAUUUGGGAUAGAUUAGAAAUUUAUCCUACAGCUCCUUAUACUGAAUUUUUUAUUCCACAAGGAGAUUAUGGAAAAUAAAUGUGGAGAAAAUAUGAAUUUAAUGAAAAAAAAUAAAGAUCAGAAUUUUUAAAUAUGGAAAAAAUUAAAUUAACUCAUGCCAUUGUCUUGAAACACAUUAAUAUAUAAAAAAUAUUACAAAGUUAAAUUGCUUUAUUUUAUAUUCCUAUUCAUGAUCCAUAUUAAUUAAAUGGAGAACCAAAAAAUCAAUUAUUUCAAACACUUGAAGAUAGUGAAUAUAUCAACAAACGUAAAAAUGAGUAAGCUUAAGGAGAAAAAAAACUUGAUGAAGUAUUAGUAUAAUUAAAAGCUCAUGCGGAAUCAACUGAUUAUGAUUGUAAAUCUGUUAAAGAAGAUAGUGCUUUUAAUUACAGAGCUCCUUGGCAUGUACCUAUUUAAACAUAUCGAGAUUAUUUUGGAGAAAAAGUUGCUAUUUACUUUUUAUUUCUAACUUUUUAUACUAAAUAACUAUGGUAUUUAUCUGUUGUUGGUGUUGUUUUUUAAGGUUUAUAAUCAGUAUCAACUGCAGGAUUAUAAGAUACUCUAACUGUAAUAUUUUCUUCGUUAAUUAUUAUUUGGAGUACAUUUUUAAUUGAAUAUUGGAGAUAAGAAUAAGUAAUAUUUAGUUUAUAAUUUGGUCAAUAAAAUAUUGAAUAAGUUGCUGCUGAAAGACCAGCAUUUUAAGGCAAAUUUAUUAGAUCUAUUACUUCUGAUGCUCUAAAUGAACGUUUUUAUUCUCCAUUUAGAAGAUAGAUGACAAAAUUAUGUGCUUUUGGAGUAAGUCUUUUAAUCAUAGGAAUGGUUGUUGGAUGUGUCAUAGGAAUUUUCUUUUUUAAAAAUAAGAUGAUAGAAGAUAAUUAAGGACCAUUACUUUCAUAAACUAUACCAGGUAUAUUAAUGUCUGUUUAAAUAAAUAUAUUUACAACUGUUUAUGCUAAUGUAGCAAAAACUUUCAAUUUUUUAGAAAAUCAUAAGAUUUUAUAAUCCUUUGAAAAUUCUUUAGUAGUGAAGAAUUUUAUUUUUAGAUUUGUAAAUAAGUAUUAUAAUGUAUAUUUAUAUUUAGUUUUAAUUCCUUCUUUCUUGUUUCAUUUUUAUCAGGGUUCUUUCCUAAUUUGAAUAUAUGUAAAGUUAAUGAAGAAAUAACAAACGAUUGUUUUUUAUUAUUAUCUAACUAACUUAGUACUAUUUUCUCUUCUAAUUUAACUGGUAGUUUACCUAAGUUAAUUGUACCAUUUGUUAAAGAAUUUUCAAUGAGGGUAUGAGAAUAUUAAUAAAAUUAGUAAAUAAAAAAUAAGUUAUUUGUAGAGAAACAAAAUACUCAUCCUUUUAAAUAUAUUGAUACAUAAAUUGAAGAUUAAUUAGGAUUAGAUCCAUAUUAAGAUGACAAAGAGGAAGUUGAUGGAAGUGUAUUAGACUAUUUAGAAAUAUCUAUCUAAUUUUCUUAUUUAAUAUUAUUUGGUGUAUCAUUUCCAGCAUGUUUUAUAAUGGCUUUUGGAUAAAAUAUUUUAAAAAUUUAAGUAGAUAAAUUGAAAUUUUUAAAAUUUGUUAGAAGACCAUUUCCUGAAGGAGCAUCAAGCAUUGGAAAUUGGUUAAUCAUUUUAGAUAUCAUAACAUUUUUAGGAAUAUUUGUAAAUGCAGGUUUGAUAGUUUUUACAUCUGGAUUUUUUACAAAAAAUUAAGAACUUAUUUUCCCAGCUAUUUUGGUGUCUUUUUUAGUUUUGAAAUAUAUAAUUAGAUUUGUUAUUCCAUCUUAUCCUGAAUCUGCUAGAAUAUUAACUGCACGUCAUCAAUGCAUAAUUGAAAAAUCAGUGAAGGUAUUACUAUUUAUAAUUAUAGGGAUUUUCUUCUUAAAAUAGCAAACCUAUGACUAAAACAAAUUUUUAUUCAAAAAUAGGAAAUGUUUCGUACGAAAAUGAUUUAGAUGAAUUUUGUAUAGAUGAAAGUGAGUAUUGGAGAAAUAAUAAAAAAAUACAUAAUUCACAAGGUGAUGAGGAAAAUAUAUAGGAAGUUUGA
Molecule: messenger RNA, 4224 nt
Organism: Paramecium sonneborni
Lineage: Eukaryota; Ciliophora; Oligohymenophorea; Peniculida; Parameciidae
Source: the annotation of a GenBank genome assembly